Diachasma alloeum is the source of this 381-nucleotide messenger RNA. Its product is annotated as rRNA 2'-O-methyltransferase fibrillarin-like. Lineage: Eukaryota; Metazoa; Arthropoda; Insecta; Hymenoptera; Braconidae. The record is from RefSeq and is a predicted model, not a curated record. The transcript has a single exon. Bases 1 to 381 code for a protein of 126 amino acids.
AUGGAACACGCUCUAUUCAAUGCUCGACGUGGGAUGAGAAAUCUCCUUCUUCGACACGAAGGCCGAGGUCGAGGUGGGGGUCGAAGUGGAGGUCGAGGUGGACGUCGAGGUAGAGGUCGAGGUGGAGGUCGAGGUGGAGGUCGCGGUCAGGGUCGAGGUAGAGGUCGAGGCCGCAAAGUUCCUGGUGCAGCAAGAGUUCAUGGUGGUCUUGGGAUUGGUGGUGGUCUUGGGGCUGGUGAUGGUCUUGGGGCUGCUGGUGGUCGUGGUCCUAGUCAUGUUCGUAUUCGGGGUGGUGCUCAAGGAGCCGGUGGUACUCUGCUUCGUGGUGGUGCUGGUCGUGCUGCUGCUAGUGGCAACAUUGCUGUUCUGGAUAGAGAUUGA